AGUGAUCUGCGACCCCUGAUUCAGCCCGCCUCCAAACAUGGCAGCGUCCUGUGUGUGGAGCGCGUGCGGAGGCCGGCAGGUCCGGUGGAGCAGGUGGAGCUCGGUUCUGGGCUCGGGACGGCUCUCUGUGCUGCUCCGGGCUCCGUUUCGCUGCUCCGCUGCGGCUCGGGACUCGCUGCUGUCGGCGCUGCACCGGCGCGGCGUGCUGAAGGACUGCUUCCCCGAGAGCGCGGCUCAGCAGGAGCUGCCCCGGCUCCUGCAGUCCGGCCCGCAGACCGUGUACUGCGGCUUUGACCCCACGGCCGACAGCCUGCACGCGGGAAACCUGCUGGCCCUCAUCGGCCUGCUGCACUUCCGCAGCGCCGGGCACAACGUGCUGGCGGUGGUCGGCGGGGCCACGGCGCAGGUGGGUGACCCGAGCGGGAAACUGAGGGAGCGGGAGAGGCUCUCCUCCGCCGCCGCCGAGCACAACACCCGCAGCAUCACCGACAGUCUGUGGAGGAUCUUCACCAACCACGAGCUGCUCUUCUGCCCGGAGUCCGCGCGCCUGGGCACCGUCAGCGUGCUGAACAACGCGGGCUGGUACCGGGACUGGAGGGUGGUGGACUUCCUGAGCGAGGUGGGCCGGUAUUUCCGCAUGGGGACGCUGCUGAGCAGACACAGCGUGCAGACCCGCCUGAAGAGCGCCGAGGGCAUGAGCCUCACCGAGUUCAGCUACCAGCUCUUCCAGGCCUACGACUUCUACCACCUGCACCAGCUGCACGGCUGCAGACUCCAGCUGGGGGGCAGCGACCAGCUCGGAAACCUCAUGACCGGACACGACUUCAUCCACAAAAAGACAGGAGAGGAAGUUUAUGGCCUAACUGUCCCACUGGUCACCACAACAAUGGGAGAUAAGCUGGGGAAGACAGCGGGGAAUGCUGUGUGGCUGAACAGAGACAAAACAUCUCCCUUUGAGUUCUACCAGUACUUCCUCAGGCUACCUGACAGCACAGUGGAAAGCUACAUUAAACUGUUCACCUUCUUGCCGCUGGCGGAGGUGGAGAAGGUGAUGGAGCAGCAGAGACGGGAUCCAGGCAAGAGAACGGCCCACAAACGACUAGCUGCUGAGGUUACCAAACUGGUACAUGGCAAGGAUGGUCUAGAAACUGCCAAAAGGUGCACUAAUGCUCUGUAUAACAGUAGCAUUGAAGCUCUGGAGCAGAUGGAUGAUGUGGAGCUGAAGGAGUUGUUCAGAGAAGCUCCGUUUAAGGAGUUCUUUUUGGAGCCAGGCACCACAGUACUGGAUGCCUGUCGGAGGGCCCAAGUCAUUCCUGAAGGACCUAAAGGGUUUCAAAUGAUAACAGACGGCGGUGUUUGGUUCAACCACCAGAGGGCAUCCAACCCGGAGCAGGUCCUGGUUCCCGGACAGCAUAUACUUUCCAAUGGACUCAGUUUGAUCAGAGUGGGCAAGAAGAACUAUUACAUCCUGAAGUGGCUCAGUAUGUGAUUUACUUACACCGAAGCGAAUGUCUAUAUUUAUUUAAAGAAAUAUGGAUAAAAGAUGCAGUGUGCUGCACAAUGACUAACAAUCCAUACACAAAUCGAAUUAUGCGGGACCCACAAAGAUUUUGGGGCGUGUCAGACCACUGGCAGGAGGACAAGCAAAACUACACUAAAUCCUGAGUUGAUAUAGAGAAACAGACUGGCAGAGGAUAAAAAGGAAUGAAAGAGGAGAGUGUGCACAUUUGUGUCUUUACACACUUGUGUGCACGUAUUUCAGAAAUAGUUGUACUGUUUGUGUGUAUAUGUAAUUCUGAAUCACACCACCAGAUGUCAGUAAAGGCCUUUUCCAUUUUUUGUA
Messenger RNA from Astyanax mexicanus (Mexican tetra), 1843 nucleotides. It is a transcript of the gene yars2, whose product is annotated as tyrosyl-tRNA synthetase 2, mitochondrial. The coding region runs from base 38 to 1489 and encodes 483 amino acids. Gene Ontology annotation, biological process: tyrosyl-tRNA aminoacylation. The record is from RefSeq and is a predicted model, not a curated record. Gene Ontology annotation, molecular function: tyrosine-tRNA ligase activity; ATP binding; RNA binding. Gene Ontology annotation, cellular component: mitochondrion; cytosol. NCBI's taxonomy places the organism in Eukaryota, Metazoa, Chordata, Actinopteri, Characiformes, Acestrorhamphidae. The transcript is spliced from 5 exons.